AUGUCUUCAAAAUCCAAUUCAGUGGCACCUUCGUCAUCCAUUACCAAUCUGGCCAACAAAGUCAUCAACCGUAUCGCCAAUAACAGUAAUAGCAACAACAAUAGUAAUCAUAACAACAGUAGUCAUAACACAAUGGAGGAAGAAGAGGACUCUGGCGAAAAUGAAGAUGACGAAGAUGCAGGAAUAAUCCGUUGUAUCUGCAACUAUACUGAUGACGAUGGAUUCACCAUCCAAUGCGAACGCUGCCUUGUAUGGCAACAUGCCGUCUGUGUUGGUAUUGGUCAAUCUAAUGUCCCAGACAAAUACCUUUGCGAGCUCUGUAGUCCUCGCUCUGUCGACAGGAAACGUGCCAACGAGAUUCAACGGAGGAGAAAUGGAACUUUGGAGCGCAAAAGAGAAAAGUCACCUUCAAGGAAAAAACCUACUGUAGGAAGACCUCGGAAACAAUUCGGUUCAGCAAACAGUGCUCUUUCAGACCAGAACGCCGCCCCUGGCUCCACAACCUCCAACUCAAAGGAAAAUGGCGCACAUCAUAGUGUAGGCAGCAAUAGUGUGAGCAACGGUUUUCAAGGAAAAAACCCUUCAAUGUCAAUAGAUGUAAAUGGGAGGAGGAGUAAAGGCGCCACAAGCAACAAGCAUUCUCAACUUCAAUCCCACAGCAACCCUUCACCCUUGCAGCAUUCUUCCAAUAAACAUAAAUCAGCUGGACAAGCCAAUGGCUCCAAGACGUCUUCAAAUAUUAAUGACGAUGAGGACCUGGAUAUGGAGAAUGAUGGUCAUGACACUAUGGGAGCCUACCAGGUCGAGUUUUCGUCCAUCGACACAAAUAUUGUCACGUCAAAGCCUGUCCAAGACCUCUUUCGACAGGUGAUCGCCCAGUUCCGACAAGCACAAUCAAGAAAGCGAUCACUCUCGUUGACUUCAGGGGUGAAGCUUCACGAGCUUGUUGCUGCCAGUGCCAAUACAGGCAGUAAUAAUACCCAAUCAUCUAUAGGAACCGAAAGCACCGAGUCUUCAUCCGGCUCACUUGGAUCACAGCUUCCUCCGACGCCGCCAACAUCCAACACUGAUCCUUCUAAUGUAGUUUCUAUGGAGCGUGAGUCCUUGGCGCGACCUCUUAUGAAGACAACUGUCAAGCACAUUUUGUCUUCAUCAAAGUCGACUCAUUCCCCAACACCGCAAUAUGGACUCUUCGCAGAAAGCAACAUUGGCGCAGGAAGAUUCAUGAUGGAAUUCAAGGGCGAAGUUUCCCUUAAAUCAGCUUACAAGGCUGAUCCUAUCAACCAAUACUCCAUUCUGGCCACCCCAAAACCCUUUGUCCUUUUUCAUCCUCACCUCAACCUCGUUGUUGAUGCAAGACGAAGUGGUAAUGAUGCUCGAUUUGUUAGAAGGUCAUGUGUACCAAACACAGAAGUCAAAAGCAUUGUCGUCCCGGGAGUUCAGGAUCAGACUGUUCACCUUGGUUUAUUCGCAAAGGUUCCUAUCGCUAAAGGCCAGGAGAUUACUCUUGACUGGGACUGGAAUAGGGAUCAUCCGGCGUUGCAACCCAUUGGGGCCUCGUCAGAUAAGCCAAAGGACAACUCCGUAAAACGUAAUACCAAGGAAAUCCGGAAGGCUAAGCAUCUUGUCGCAUCUACUUUACUUGCACAAACAGACUGCGCUUGUGAAAACAAAGAAACAUGUUUAUUACAUCGAAUGUUGAGAGAUGGAAUGUCUGAAUCUGGGGCUCGCGACCAUGAAACCCCUACUACGACUAAAGGAAAUCGUCCAAAAAAGGGAACCACUGCCGAGAGUUUGCGACAGCGGUAUGGUAAUCAGAGAGACAGACCAGAUGGGAAGCGCUCAGCAGAUCAGGAAACGAGCGACGAAGACCUUUCUAUUGCUGGAAGCAGCCCAAGACGGAAGUCUCCUAAAGCAAGCAAGCUUGAGAGUUCUUCUAAAAAGGCACGACAUGAGGCCUCACCAAAUAAUCUUCGGAGUAAUCGAGAACAAGACAUGGAGUCGGAUUCUGAUUCAGAUGAUCAGCGACGACGCAAACAGCCUACAUCAGAGAGAGUAGGAUCGCCACCCAAGCGCUCUAACCUUGGAAGUCCAGAAAUGUCGGUGCGGGAAAUGAAGCAGGCUCUGAUUCAAAUUAAGAAGAUGGAAGAUAGGGAUGCGGCCCACGCAGGACAUGCAAAGCAAAAACCAGCAGAAGCUAAACUUGGUGUUACUUCAAAGUCUCGGACAAGGAGCAAAGGCCGAUCACAAGAAGUCGAGCAAAAACCCUCAUCAUCUCAUAAAAACACUAACGCCAUUGAAGACGACGAUGUUUCUAUUGGCGAUAGUGGAAUUGACUCCGAUUCUAAUAACCGAUCUUCCCAAAAGGACUCUUUCCUCGCAAGGAACAAACAGUCUAAAUCUCAAGGUAAAUGGGAUAUGGAACAAUGGGACCAGGAUAUGCCGUCACAUUCGUCUGCAGCAUCAGAUUCUGACAGGACAGAGUCUAGCAGCAGGGUGCUCAGAAGAGCUUCUUCAAUUUCAUCUGAAAAGAAGCAACCUUAUACUGCUGCGUCCAGAGGGAAGCGUAUGGCAAACUACUCAGCCUCAGAAUCCUUGUCUAAGAAGCGCUCUACAUCCCACACAUUAGAGUCACAAGACGAUCUUCAAAACAUCUCACGAUCAAGCUCUAUGGAUGGAAGCUUCGUAAGCAUCCUCGGGAACACAAGUGACGAAGAGGGUGAAUCCUUUCAUGAGACAGAGCGGAGGGUUUUGCGAGAGAAAAAUUUGCCAAAGGAGACAUUUCCAACAGUAUCCCUUAGAUCGUCUGCCUUGCCUUGCAAAAAGGUUUGGAAGAUGAUUUAUCUCAAACAGAGGGCACUGGCGGAGGCCGAAGCGCUUGAGCGGGCUGAGGAGAUGAGGAAGAAAGCUGAGGAAGUGUUCGAUAUCAAGAUGGAGGAGAGCGAUGUGUCAAUAAAUGGUUCCAACGUAUCCACAGUUGCGAACGACCCUACAGCUGUCGAGUUACCAUCAUCCGAAUCAGAUGAUGCCCUCAAACGACCAAAGGAACCCGCCACUUUUCAACCGUCAUUUGAAAAUGACGACGCUCUACAGCCAUCCAUUGUUGAAGGCGAUGUUCUCAAUCUAUUUCAUGAAGACGUCAAGCCGGAGAAUAGUUCAUCAGGACCAGUUAAGCGUGGGCAUCACCUUGAAUCAAGAGCAGAGGAAAAGCUCAAGUCUCGUGCACCAGUUAUAAAGCAACCAGUUGUAAUUAAGCCUCAAGAGUCCAACGCUGGCUCGCACACAGCUACAAUGACUGACCGACUGGAGAUAUCUCAAAAGUCUAACAUGGAGCCAUAUCAUGCAAAGCGAGCUGUUUCGAAUUCACCUAUUCCUUCUAAAGUCUCGCUUGAGGCUGCACCGACCUCUAUAGACACAGAUAAUCAUGUAUCCAAUGCAUCGGAAAGCAUAGAUGUAGAGAUGAGUGAGCCUGGUCCUAACAAAGGCGUCGAUGGUGCGCAAAAUGCGUCUAUUGCUGCAGAUCAUGUAAGUUCCCUGGCAACCUCACAACCAGAGCCAAAAGUUGAAGCUGCCCCAGUUAUUCCAAAAGUCAAACUUUCACUGCAAGAGUACCAGAAGCAGCGCCAAGAGGCCUCACAGCGUAAUGUUUAUGCUGAAUCAGAGAUUCUAAAGCAGGAUAAAACUGGAUAUGAAGGGUACGAUGACGAGGACGAAGCGUUUAAUGAGGCAAGUCAGGAACCUGUAGAUAUUGAAAUGGUGGAGUCAAAGGGUCCGGUGACACUGUCGGUGUCAGAGAAAGGGCCAUCUUCAAGUGGUGACUACUUUCAGGUAGAGAGUAAUCUGCCGACACCUCUAAUAGGGUUGUCCUCCCGUACUCAAAGUGGUUCUACUAGUGAAUAUUUCCCUGUCCAGCCAUUCAGUCCUGCUUCUCUCGGCCCUGCGUCAUUCUCUAAGCUAAAUUUGAGUCCCUCGUCACCGUCACGGUCAUCUGCACCUAUGGAUACAUCCUCUCGACCCGAGGUAGAUCCCUCUGUUGAAGGAAGGUUUUUAGGGAAGCCACCAACUGGCCAGCGCUUGCCUCAUAGCUCCAGCCCCAGAGACCCUUCAAACGCCAAUAUGGUGCUGAAGAGUUCUGUAAAUAAAUCUGGAUCAUCCCCUCCACCCAACAAUCCCAACAAUAGCAUUUCUGGAUGGAGAACACCUCGUAAUCAACGAGGACAUUCGCCCCCGGCGCCAAUGUCAAUUGGAACUAAUGGGAAUUAUCGCAGUAUGCCAUCUUCAGAAUAUCGGUCCAUGGAUGCACGAUCAUCGGAUGCCCGUUUAGCCUCUCCUCGGUUCUUUGGUUCACCUUCUGAUCGAUCGGAACGGACAGCUCCUGGAUCUUUAAAUUCACCUGCGAGGGAGCGUCAGCACUCGUUGACUUCAGGAUCCAUUCCGUCUUCACCGUUCGAGCCUAAUCAUCUAUCAUCCAAUGUUCACUAUGGUUACAACGAGGAGCCUUCAUUUAAACGUACAGGACCUUUGUCUUCGCCGACAGGUCAUCCUGGAUCAUCUGGUCCACGUGAUUACUACAAAGGAGAUGAGCGAGCUCGGCACCGAUCCAUGAAUGGAGAUGAAUGGAGCUACGGCGAUAUGGAUUCAUCUGGGUAUGGAGGUUACCGAGGCCCUCGUGGUGGCCCUCCUCCUCCUCCAAGAGACAGAGAUCGUGAAAGAGAUCGUGAACGUGAACAUGAUAGGGAGCGCGAGCGUGAACGCCGCGAUCGUUUUGAUCGACGGAACGAUUACUUUGGCACUGGUCCUUCUGGACCAGGUAAUGGAGGAGGCCAGGCCGGCAACAAUGGUGCAGGGUUUUAUGGAUCAAAUCGAGGACCUCGAGGAGGCCCUGGUGUACCGGGUGGAAUAGGUGGUGGAUAUGGUCGGCGGCCCAAUGACUAUUUCAAUGGCCAGGGACGUGAGGAAGGAUACAAUGGCAAUGGCCCGAGUAGCGGAAAGAAGGAUGGGCUGCCGGACAAUUCAUCUCUUUCAUACUAG
Lobosporangium transversale is the source of this 5031-nucleotide messenger RNA. RefSeq lists its product as hypothetical. Bases 1 to 5031 code for a protein of 1676 amino acids. The record is from RefSeq and is a predicted model, not a curated record. NCBI's taxonomy places the organism in Eukaryota, Fungi, Mortierellomycota, Mortierellomycetes, Mortierellales, Mortierellaceae. Gene Ontology annotation, molecular function: protein binding. The transcript is spliced from 2 exons.